Molecule: messenger RNA, 2397 nt
Organism: Carica papaya (papaya)
Lineage: Eukaryota; Viridiplantae; Streptophyta; Magnoliopsida; Brassicales; Caricaceae
Gene: SULTR3;4
Product: sulfate transporter 3;4
Biological process (GO): sulfate transmembrane transport
Cellular component (GO): membrane
Molecular function (GO): secondary active sulfate transmembrane transporter activity
Source: RefSeq, a predicted model, not a curated record
UAUAAAAUCCAACCCAUGCUAGCCUCCUCCUCCACCAAAUAACGAUUUUGCUCUUGCGAAAAUCAAACACGUAUAUUCAUAUACAUUUAUAUAUAUAUAUAUACACAUACACAGAUACAUACGUAACAGCACUCAAAGGAACAGAUAUGGUGGGUAACUCUAACAGAGUUGAAGAUUUCUCCUGCCAUGAGAACACCACUACCAACGCCACCGCCAACGCGAAUGAAACUGCUAUUAAGGUUUCGAUAGAUGUGGCAAUGCCGCCGCCGCCAUUGGAGGUACACCGUGUUUGUUUGCCGCCAAAGAAGACCACUCUGCAAAAACUGAAGCACAGACUAUCGGAGAUCUUUUUCCCCGAUGAUCCUCUCUACAGAUUCAAAAACCAGACACCGGGUAGAAAAUUCCUUCUCGCUCUGCAAUUCCUAUUCCCUAUCUUUCAAUGGGCUCCUGAGUAUAAUCUGAAGCUCUUUCGGUCCGAUAUCGUCUCUGGACUCACCAUUGCUAGCCUUGCGAUUCCUCAGGGAAUCAGUUAUGCAAAACUUGCAAAUUUGCCACCCAUAAUUGGACUCUAUUCAAGCUUUGUGCCCCCACUGGUUUACUCUGUUCUUGGUAGUUCUAGACAUCUUGGUGUUGGUCCAGUUUCUAUAGCUUCCCUGGUGAUGGGAUCAAUGUUAAGUGAAAGUGUGUCUUAUACUGAAGAUCCAAUUCUCUACCUCAAAUUGGCUUUCACUGCUACUUUCUUUGCUGGUCUCUUCCAGGCAUCUUUGGGUAUCCUUAGGUUGGGAUUUGUGAUAGACUUUAUGUCGAAAGCAACUCUACUUGGUUUCAUGGCUGGUGCUGCUGUAAUUGUCUCAUUACAACAAUUGAAGGGGCUGCUUGGAAUUGUCCACUUCACUGGCAAGAUGCAAUUUGUCCCUGUCAUGACCUCUGUUUUCAACCACACAAACGAAUGGUCUUGGCAAACUAUUGUGAUGGGAUUCAGUUUCCUUGUCUUCCUGUUGACAGCAAGACAUAUUAGCAUGAGGAAACCAAAGCUUUUCUGGGUAUCAGCUGCUGCGCCGUUAACAUCUGUCAUUCUCUCAACUCUUUUAGUCUUCUGCAUUAAAUCAAAGGCACAUGGAAUAUCAUUUAUUGGCCAUUUGCCAAAGGGGUUGAAUCCACCAUCAGCAAACAUGCUUUACUUCAGUGCUUCUCAUCUUGCACUCGCCAUCAAGACUGGCAUUAUUACUGGGAUCUUAGCGCUUACUGAAGGAGUUGCAGUGGGAAGGACAUUUGCUGCCCUCAAAAACUACCAAGUUGAUGGCAACAAAGAGAUGAUGGCUAUUGGCCUAAUGAACAUGGCUGGUUCAUGCACCUCAUGCUAUGUUACAACAGGAUCAUUCUCGCGAUCUGCUGUGAACUACAACGCUGGAGCGCAAACUGCAGUGUCUAACAUUGUAAUGGCUGCAGCUGUGCUUGUUACCCUGCUGUUCCUGAUGCCACUCUUUUACUACACCCCAAAUGUUAUUUUAGGAGCCAUCAUUAUAACAGCAGUGAUUGGGCUAAUUGAUUACCAGGGUGCAUAUAGAUUGUGGAAAGUUGACAAGCUUGAUUUUGUUGCUUGUUUAUGUUCUUUCUUUGGAGUUCUCUUCAUUUCUGUGCCCCUGGGUCUCGCUAUUGCGGUUUGCAUUUCGAUAUUCAAGAUUCUCUUGCACGUAACAAGGCCAAACACAGUUGUGUUGGGGAACAUUCCAGGGACUGGAAUAUACCAAAGCCUUAGCCGAUACACAGAAACUUUAAGAGUUCCUUCAUUUCUCAUACUGGCUAUUGAAUCUCCCAUCUACUUUGCAAAUUCCACUUACUUACAAGAGAGGAUAUUAAGAUGGAUUAGAGAGGAGGAAGAAUGGAUAAGCGCCGCUAAUGGAAGCUUAUUGAAAUGUGUAAUUCUUGACAUGACUGCUGUGACAGCCAUAGACACAAGCGGCAUUGAAACAGUGGGAGAGCUCCGGAAGAUGAUGGCCAAAAGAUCAAUUGAGCUCGUUCUAGCAAACCCCGUUGCAAGUGUGAUGGAAAAGCUGCACCAAUCGAAAACUCUGGAGUCCUUCGGCCUAAGCAGCCUCUACCUCACGGUAGCUGAAGCCGUGGAGGAUAUAUCUUCGACGUGGAAGGCUCAGCCAUGAGUGUAAUACUUGCAGGCCUCGGUAACCUGAUAGGGAGAGUGUUCUGUUAAGGUUUUGUUUCUUUUAGAGGGAUCUUUUUCUUGUAAGAUAUGUAUGAGGAAACCUGAAAGAUUUUGCUUUUAGUUCAAAUGUAAAAUCAAAGUUUUCUUAACCCAUGCCAGCUGCCUCAUUCUGUAGUUGCAGUUACAUGUUACAAGGCUAAAUCAUUAUGUACUUAAUAAAUCAACUUCUAACAUCA